This is a messenger RNA of Cuculus canorus (common cuckoo), 2925 nucleotides long. RefSeq names its product solute carrier family 25 member 46 (gene SLC25A46). Gene Ontology annotation, cellular component: mitochondrial outer membrane. Bases 190 to 1416 code for a protein of 408 amino acids. The record is from RefSeq and is a predicted model, not a curated record. NCBI's taxonomy places the organism in Eukaryota, Metazoa, Chordata, Aves, Cuculiformes, Cuculidae. Gene Ontology annotation, biological process: mitochondrial membrane fission; mitochondrial fission; axon development. The transcript is spliced from 8 exons.
CUCUUCCCUUCGCCCUCCUCCUCCUCGAGCCGGGCGGGAGAAGGGACGCGAUUGGCCCAUCCGGCCGCCGGCCCCGCUUCCUUGCGGAUCACGUGGCCUCUCGUGCAGCUUCACAGGGCGCGGCCGGAAGUGGCGGCUGUGUGCGGGCUGCCGCGCCGGGGUGUGCGCGCCCCCCGCUUUCCUCCCGCCAUGCACCCGCGGCGCCCCGAGGGCUUCGACGGCCUCGGCUACCGCGGAAGCGGCCGGGAAGAGCCAGGCCCCGGGGCCAGGCCCUUCGGCAGCGCCUCGGAGCUGGGCCACUGGGUGAGCAGCCCGCCCGACAUCCCCGGCAGCCGCAACCUGCACUGGGGGGAGAAGACGCCGCCCUACGGGGCGGGGACGCCGCUGGCGGGCACCGGCCUCAACGAGGAGCCCAGCCUCGGGGCGGGCGGACCCGGCGCCGAGCAGUUGAACAGAUUUGCAGGCUUUGGUAUUGGUCUUGCAAGCCUAUUUACAGAAAAUGUAUUGGCACAUCCUUGCAUUGUUCUCCGCCGUCAGUGUCAGGUUAACUACCAUGCCAGAAAUUAUCAUCUCACUCCGUUUACUAUUGUCAAUAUUAUGUACAGCAUCAAUAAGACACAGGGUCCAAGAGCUCUCUGGAAAGGAAUGGGCAGCACUUUUAUUGUUCAGGGCAUAACCCUGGGAACAGAAGGCAUCAUCAGUGAAUUUACACCUUUGCCAAGGGAGCUUUCCCAUAAAUGGAACCUCAAGCAGAUAAGUGGACACCUGCUACUCAAAGGUUUAACACAUGUGAUAGCAAUGCCUUUUUAUUCUGCGAGCCUGAUUGAAACUGUACAGAGCGAAAUCAUUCGAGAUAAUCCUGGCAUCCUGGACUGUGUGAAAGAAGGAAUCGGCAGAGUUGUAGGUAUGGGAGUACCCCAUAGCAAGCGUCUCCUUCCUCUGAUGGUCUUGACUUUUCCAACUGCUCUACAUGGAGUUCUUCACUACGUCAUCAGUUCUAUCAUCCAGAAGAUUGUUUUGUUCAUUCUGAAAAGGGAUAAUUCCCACAACCUUCCAACUGAGAGCUCUACUUCUGUGCAGAGCAUGCUGGAUGCAUAUUUCCCAGAACUUAUAGCUAGCUUUGCUGCUAGCCUUUGUGCUGAUGUCAUGCUUUAUCCACUGGAAACAGUUUUACACCGCCUUCAUAUUCAAGGGACACGCACAAUAAUUGACAAUACAGACCUUGGCUAUGAAGUGCUUCCCAUCAAUACCCAGUAUGAGGGAAUGAGAGACUGCAUAAAUACUAUAAAACGGGAAGAAGGAAUGCUAGGUUUUUAUAAAGGAUUUGGAGCUGUUAUAGUACAAUAUACCUUGCAUGUGGCAGUUCUACAAUUUACCAAAAUUAUUUACUCAACACUGCUGCAAAAUGUUUCUUAAUCUGUUCAAAUGUGGAUUCAGCACAGUGGUUUGAUUGACUUACUAACCUAAUUAUUGUUUAAAAUGGCUUAGAAACUGAAGUUUGUAGAAUCCAUUCUGUAGAUUUUUCUUGCACUGUAAAAUUCAUUUAAAAAAUGGGGAUAUAGUUUCCGAAGUGUAACUUAAAGUACUGUUUAGUUUGAAAACUAUAGAGACAUUGUAUGUAUUAUGUGCAGUUGUACAGCAGGGACUUGGAUUUUGAAUGUUUGGAGUGAGGAUUUGCCUUUCCUCUUACUAGUUAAUUCCUUAAGAGGAAUGGAUAUAAAUUCUUAAUGUCUGCUUUAUAAACAUUGCAUCUGAUACUUAAUAUGGACUGCUAGCCAGUUCAAAAAAAGUUAUUUUCAUAAGCUGUAAAAAAUUGCAAGGGGGAUACUGGUGUGUUUACUGGUCUUCUAAAAAUGUUUUCAACUUCCCUGGUAAUGCAGCUGUGAGCAAAAUAGAAGCUGUAGAGAAGUAACUGAAGUAGACAAAUGUCACUAUUUACAAGUACAUAGACUUCUCGCUUCACUGCGGUGUGACAGAAGACAGAGGAAUCUUGCUUUGUGAAGAAUAACAAAAACUUGGAUUUAGGCAAAAUUGCACAGAAUGCAGAUUUGGCUGUCUCGCAGUUGGUUUGCACUUACAGUAACUAAAGUGUGUGAAUAAAGCAAGUUAGAAACUCAUGUGUGCACGUGUAAGUGCCAUUUUUAGUCAACUUUCCACUUAUAGCUACAGAGUUUAGUUUUACUCUGCUACUUUGUAUAAGAGUAGAAUAGCCUUACAAGUGUAUGUUGUAUUAACAUUCGAAGUGUAUAGAGAGUGUAAAAUUGGGUAUUUCUGGAAUUUCUCAUUUGUUAAGUCACUGAGGUAUGUACACAGUUAUCUGAUUACUAUUUUGCACUGCUGUCCUUCAUUUGAAGUCUCUGCUAGAUUAGAUAUUUUCUGGAGCAGAAUUAAGUCUAUGUGCAAGUAAACUAUUGAAAUUUACUAUUUUUGCCCUUUUCCCCUAGUAAAUCAAGACUUUCAGUCUGAAAAUGAGUGCUGAUCAGAUCUAGUCCUUGGUUUCAUUAGCAGAUAUCAUGAAAGUUGGAGAGGACUGGGGUUUAUUUUUCCAAAUAAAACAAGCAUGCGGAGAGUUGCUUUUAAAUUGUAUGAGAGGCUGCUACCUUCUUCACACUUUCGCGUGGCAAGUCUGUCUUUGUGAAGGCUGUAAAUUUAUGUGCAUUUUAAUGAUUAAUUGUUGUAUAGUACUUACCACUUACAGGAAAUGAUCAUGGCAAAAUACUGAAAGGUGUUGCUGUCUAUAAGUUAUGGCUUUAAAUCAUUUGCAGGUCUGCUUUCCUAUUAAUCUAACUUUCAUGUAUUUUAAAUGCUUAAGCAUUGGAAUGGAAAGUAUAGUGAACUUGAGAAAUGGUUUUAUUUUGAAAUAUUGUUAACUGCAAAUUUAGUGUAUAGAAUGGAAGCAAUGAAAUAAAAUGAGAAUUCACUAAG